GAACGUGCCAUGAGCCAAUCAGAAGCGAGUUCUAACCGCGGGAGAUCUAAAUUUCGCGGGACGAGGUUUGGCGCUAAAAAAGCUGUUCUUUCCCCAGCUCUUGUCCCCUUGUAUGGAGAGCAGAGCUCCGAAGAGGACGAAUAGGAGGCACAGACCGGGUCGGAUUCUGCUUCAGAGGAAAGCAUAAUAAGCUGUGAAUCUCAAGGAAGAACCCGAUCUCAAUGAGACCUGGAAGCCUUCUGGUACUGGACUUCAGUAUACUGGCUGUUUGAAAUUACAGUUAUUUAUUUAGUCGGCAGUUUUUGAAUAACUUGUAAGGCAAGUUUCCUCUGCACUUUGUCAACUGGACAAAGGAUAACAACACCGACGUGUCUGCUAUAUUUACUGACGAAUAUUAUUAGAAAGUGCGGCUGAAUUGCUAGUUUAACUCAUGCAUUUUGCAUUUAAUAGCCCGAUCUCAGCUGUAUGAGUUGCUCCUGGCUAUUUUAGGCCGGGUUACAAAUAUAUUUUCAUACACUGCCUUUAGCAGCAGCAGUUAGCUAACAUCAGGGAGCAGAACACCGAGUGCUUAUCGACCAGUACAUUUCUCCAUUCGCUUGACCAAUCCGGUUAAAUUUAGUUUACUCAGGAAAAUGAUGCGGAUGCCUAAAGGCGUCUCUCCGGCAUCUGGUCGGCAAGCAGUUGGGCUGUCCUGCUCUCAGCAGAAGAUGAAGGUUUUGUCCACCGGAGGAGUGAAGACCGAGUUCUUUAGCACCGGACUGUCCAGCCCGCUGAUGAACACGGUACCGAGCGGCUACUUCACCCAGAUCUGCAACACGGCCGUGGCCGAACAAAGAGCCAACAGCCUGUAUUCAACCCCCCACGGACCAGAGGCUAAACCCAUCAGAUCAUCCUCCGGUCGACUGCCGGCUAAACGAAAGCUGGAUCUGGAGGACCCUCUUUACCUGCCAGAGUUCCGAACACCUAAAGGCAAAUGCAGCAUCGCAGCCAGAUUGCCAAGUCCACGGACUCCAAAGUCUCCGGGUGAGCGCACACGAUACGACACCUCCCUCGGCCUGCUGACCAAGAAGUUUGUGGGCCUGAUCGCCGAGUCUCCUGAUGGAGUUCUUGACCUGAACUGGGCCACAGAGGUUCUGGAGGUCCAGAAAAGACGCAUCUAUGACAUCACCAACGUCCUGGAGGGAGUCCAGCUCAUCCGAAAGAAGUCCAAGAACAACAUCCAGUGGCUGGUUGGAGAUGUGUUUGAGGGUGGUGCUGGUGGAGGACAGAAGGCAUGCUCCCUCAGGAAGGAGCUUGGUGAACUGGAGAGAGUAGAGAAAUCUCUGGAUGAGCUGAUCCACUUCAGCACCACACAGCUCAAACAACUCACCGAACACGAAGACAAUCAGAGGUUGGGCUAUGUGACGUAUCAGGACAUCCGCUCCAUCAGUAGUCUCCGAGACCAGACUGUCAUUGCUGUCAAGGCCCCUGCUGACACCAAACUGGAGGUGCCAGACACGGCGGGGGGGUCAUUACAGAUCUAUUUAAAGAGUAAGAAUGGCCCCAUUGAAGUCUACCUGUGUCCAGAGGAGGGCCUUGAAGAUGCCAGCCCAGUGAAAAGUGCUGCCACCCCUAAAAAAGAGUUCCCUCCACCCCUCUGCCCUCCACCUACAACCACAGUGGUGCAGACAAGCUACAACGUCAAAGAGGAGCCCGCUGAAUCCAACAUGUCUACAUCUGCUUCAGCUUCCGGUACGUCUCUGCUGGACGUCGAGGGUCUGCUGGGUUUGCCCCCUAGCCUGCUCCAGAUCACCGAGGACCAGCUUCCUUCAUCCUCCUUCACCCCAGAUCCCAGCACCCCCUUUGUCAGUUUCUCUCCACCUUUGGACCACGACGAUUACCUCUGGAGCCUGGAGGAUGGCGAGGGGGUGUCAGAUUUCUUUGAUACAUAUGAUCUUGGAGAUCUGUUGUCGAGCUGAGGUACAGAUUGAGGGGGGGUAUUUAACUGAAUGCCUUCUCAAGGUAGGAAAUAUUACACUAUGAAGCCAUUGCUCUUUGUUUUUCAGCAUUUCUGUUUCAAUGUCAGUGAUUCCAAAGGAGUAGUUAUCUUCUUUGUUUAAUACAGUAAAAAUCAUUUGUACAUAUGAUUGUGAAAAAGGAUGUGACUGGAAAGUCAGGUGAUGCUGACCAUUAGGAAACACUGUUUGAGAAGCAAGGAUUGUCUUAGAUUUUCAGUCACGUUUUCAGAUGGCGCUACAAAAAUAAUAAUAUAUAAACUCAUUAAAAAAGCAGAAGUUAUUUCCACAUCACCAGCAACAAAAUCUGAUGCAUCUGAGUAUCAGGCAGUGUUUACAGUUUGCAAACUCAGGAAUUUUUUGUUUCCAAAGUCUAAGUGUUUGUUCCACUCUUGGCCCGUAGGGGGCAGCCUUGUAUUAUGUCAGCUUUAACUGCCAUGCAGCUUUAUGGGAGCCAAUCACUGGGCGAGGGUGAGCUGACCAAACAAAGCUGUGAAUAAUCAAUCCUUGUAGAUCCACAAGCAUCUGCAGCUUACUGCAUCACAUGAAACCUAUUUUUGAAGGUUUUCAUGUUACUCCUGUCCGAUCAGGAACUGCCUUAAGCUUUAUGUCAGGCCUUGUACCUGUUUGGUGCCGCAUCAUGUGCCAAAUAUGGAACGUAACCUCGGACAGCCGAUACUGUCAGACACAGAGUUAAUGAUUGUAAACAUAUACAAUCUCCAAGCAAGAGAGUCACACUCACUCUUGUUGGUUUGGCAGCUUUAUUUCAAAUCCAGGUGCUCCUCUAUAGAGUUUGCUGAUUUUAAUAGAAGAUUUAUUUUCAUUUAGUAGUCUAAAACUACUAUUGUAUUUCUGAGGAAAUAGUCCAAAAAAAUAAAUUAAAUGCAGCAUCUGUGCUGCAAAGGGUUAACUGAUGUAAUUAAGAUUUAAUUAGAGUAGUGAUUUCUUUUUUCUCUUCUCCUGAAAUGAAUGAAGUCUGUUGAAUCCCAACGGAAACUGAAAGAAAUUAGGAUUUUUACUGUUCAGAUUUUAAGCCCACGUGGGGCCAUCCGAGGGCGGAGCGGCCGUGACUUUUAUCUGUUCGAUGUUUAUUUCGAAUUGUUCGAGACAUUUGGUAAAUUUGAGUUUCACGCUGAUGUGUUUUUGGCUUUCCCUCUUCGUUGCAGAGAUAAGCUAACUGUCCUGUCCUAACAAAACUUGAAAAAGGUGUGUUUUUGUGUGUGUAUUUGACAGCUUGGGAAAUGGGUGUCGUGGUGCGUAAGUGUGUGAGGUUUUACAAUGUAGAUUAGAGAAUGUGAAUUCAGAAUUUGUAGUUUUUUUUUUUUUUUUAAAGAGCAUUAUUUUUUUGGUAUUUGUACAUAAUUUUUGUAUUUAUGCCUAUUUUUUUUCUUGAAAUUUUUUAAAAAAAUUGGAACUGCUCUUUUUUACAGAAGGCACAAUUGUUUUUGUAUGACGUGCAGCACUUAAUAUUUUGUAAUAUUGUGUGGCCUGUUUGAAAAUGAUUAAAUAAAUACUGAAGCCAUGUUUUACCCUUGG
Molecule: messenger RNA, 3530 nt
Organism: Scatophagus argus
Lineage: Eukaryota; Metazoa; Chordata; Actinopteri; Scatophagidae
Gene: e2f2
Product: E2F transcription factor 2
Exons: 7
Coding region: 633-1958 (441 amino acids)
Biological process (GO): regulation of transcription by RNA polymerase II
Cellular component (GO): RNA polymerase II transcription regulator complex
Molecular function (GO): DNA-binding transcription factor activity, RNA polymerase II-specific; protein dimerization activity; RNA polymerase II cis-regulatory region sequence-specific DNA binding
Source: RefSeq, a predicted model, not a curated record